UCACAUCAAAAGUUAGGAAAAAUGCUGUCAGUGAAACUAUUUAAAAUUCUGCAACUUUUUCACAAAAUAUAGCGAAGCAUGUUCAUGUAUUUAUCAAGAUGGGCAAAUAAUAAACAAUAUUUGUAAAGCAUUUAUUAGUAAUCAUAGUUCAGCAUUUACAAAUGUAUUAUUUAAGUCCAAAAUCACUUUAUUUCCAUUACCAAAGAUGAGUGAAUACUGUUAUAUUACGUGUUGUUUUUUGCUUGUUUAUGCUAGUAAAUACAUUAAUAUGAACUAAUGCAUUAUUGAAAAGCGUUCCCACCACCCCAAUCCAAGGUUCAUCGAUAGCGUCUAACAGACAUUUUAUGGGGAAGUUCAUGAGGAAAUCCGGCAGACUUGUAUUUCUGAUAAACAGCCAACAGCGUAAAAACUAACAAAACUGAUGUAUCAGCAAAUUGGAAAUUCUGCAUCAGACAAAAAUCCACGUGCUGUGGAUUACAUGAAAUAAAUCAAUGUCUGCACCUGACAGAAAAACACACAUUCACACACAGACAGGAUGCUGGUCCGGUGAGGAGUUUCCACUGGGGGCGGGGCUUACACUCUUUUCAGGAAGUGUUGGGACAGAGGAAAUUUUAUUUACGUGGUAAAUAAAAAAGUUCCUCGUCUGCAACUCUUAUAAACCAGGUGUGGUAUGUUUGCACGUCCACAUACUACAUAACCUCCCAGAGUCUGCUUGUGACGGCAGACAUGGCUGCAGUUACUCUUGUGGACCUCACAAACAUCUGUUCUUCAGAAAGCGACAUUUGCGUGAAAAACCGUAUCCGCACAUUCUGUGCAGUGACCGAGAAUGGCUCACAGGAGCCGGUGUACUUCGUGGCGGAUCCCGGGAGCUCCUUUGGGACGAUCAGAUUUCCGAGAAGCUCACUGCUUGAGAUGUUUGUCGGUUUCAGCAAUUCCCCACAGAUCCUGUGUAAAAGCUCUCUUUCGGCUUCGUUAUAUUCGUUCAAACAGGCCAUAGACGAAAGCGAUAUUAGUAACGUGAGGAUAGUGACCUCGAGCCGCGGUAGAGGGGUGUUUCAGGUCUACCAGGAGCUGCUCUUCACUUCUGCUUAUAGUUUUGAGUACUGCAUCAUGUUUGACAACCUGUCGUGUGACUCCUGUCCUCCGGGUGACCGAGCAAACAGCAGCACUCCUGCAGAAGGUGACGCCAGACUGGAGCUCAGCGCGUUCCUUCAGCGCCUGCCAGCGGUCAAAGGAGAUAUUACAGUUCUCAGAUCAGCUGCCAUUUCAGACUGCUUUGGCCAUGGCUUCAGCACCCGUACCGGAGGGAUCUCCUACAUCAGCACCAUGAGCUCAAUGAACCUCUUCUGCAACCCAAGGCGCAAAGACCCCAGAGCAGUGGUGGAUGAAAAUCGCCGGCGGCUCGGCCUGCAGGCUGGAUUUCAUUCUCGUCAGUUAAACCUCAUAAAGUGCAACCAUGCCAGUGAUGUGUGGGUGAUGGGCAAACCUGCCCCGGACAGUUACGAUGGACUGGUGACCAAUCAAUCAGACGUUGUCAUUGCAGCACCAGGGGCUGAUUGUAUGCCAUUGCUCUUCACUGACCCUGUAUCAAAGGUCAUUGGAGUUGCGCAUGCAGGCUGGAAGGGGACCCUGAUGGGAAUCGCCAUGGCAACAGUAAAAGCCAUGGUGUCAGAGUUUGGCAGCCGCCCUGCAGACAUUGUGGUUGUGAUUGGGCCUUCUGUGGGACCCUGCUGCUUCACUCUGGAGCAGGACUCGGCCAGAGAGUUUCAUUCCAUACACCCGGACUGUGUGCAAAACAUGGAGUCAUCCGAGCCUUCUGUCGACAUCAGGGUCGCUACUAGAGUUCUGCUGGAAAGAGGUGGGAUUAAACCUGAGCACAUAGAGAACAUCCGAAUCCCAAACCAGACGGAUUCUAUACCAUGCACAUCCUGCAGUCCUGAGCUAUUCUUCUCCCAUAGGAGAGACGGACUCAACUUUGGGACACAGAUUGGGUUCCUGUGGAUCAAGCCCUGACCGAAUGCACAAAAGCUUUAGAUAUAAUUGAAGUCAGAAUUAAUAUUAGCCCUCCUGUGAUUUUUGUUUUCUUCUUCUUCUUUUUUUUCCCAAAUGAAGUUUCACAGAGAAAGGAAUUUUCACAGUAUGUCUGAUAAUAUUUUUUCUUCUGGAAAAGGUCUAAUUUGUUUUAUUUCUGUUAGAAUAAAAGCAGUUUUUAUAAAAACCAUUUUAAGGUCAAUAUUAUUAGCCUGUUUAAGCUAUAUAUUUUUGGAUUGUCUACAAAACAAACC
Molecule: messenger RNA, 2285 nt
Organism: Danio rerio (zebrafish)
Lineage: Eukaryota; Metazoa; Chordata; Actinopteri; Cypriniformes; Danionidae
Source: RefSeq, a predicted model, not a curated record